Toxotes jaculatrix (banded archerfish) is the source of this 1063-nucleotide messenger RNA. RefSeq names its product PITH (C-terminal proteasome-interacting domain of thioredoxin-like) domain containing 1 (gene pithd1). Lineage: Eukaryota; Metazoa; Chordata; Actinopteri; Toxotidae. The record is from RefSeq and is a predicted model, not a curated record. The transcript has 6 exons. Bases 136 to 771 code for a protein of 211 amino acids. Gene Ontology annotation, cellular component: nucleus.
CGCCAGUUCGCUUGACGCUGCGAAGUGAAAGUUGCUGAUCUCAUUUCACUUUAUAAAAACAGCCGGAGAAGCGGUGGUUCCCAGCUUCACUUCUCCCAGCCGUCUGUGACGGAGAGCAGCGUUUUCAGCUCCACGAUGUCCGGGCACGGUCACGGUCAUGGUCACGGGCACGGCUGCGGGUGCGAGGGUGAACACGAGCCCGCGGAGAGGGGCCUGGAGUAUGGACUGUACCGGCGGAUAGACCUGGACAAGCUGCAGUGUCUGAACGAGAGCAGGGACGGGGACGGAAAGCUGGUGUUCAAACCGUGGGAUCAGCGGAACGAGCGGGACAAGUAUGUCGAGAGCGAUGCAGACGAGGAGCUGCUGUUCAACAUCCCUUUUACAGGCAGUGUAAAGCUGAAAAGCAUCAUAAUUUCCGGAGAAGACGACGACUCUCAUCCAGCUGAGAUACGACUGUACAAAAAUAUCCCUCAGAUGUCCUUUGAUGCCACCGGCAGAGAACCUGAACAAGCCUUCAGGCUCAACAGAGACCCUGCUGCUGAGCUGGAGUACCCGACAAAGAUCGCUCGGUUUUCCAAUGUUCAGCACCUCUCCAUCCACGUCUCAAAGAACUUUGGAGCAGAGAGUACCAGGGUCUACUACAUCGGUCUGAGGGGCGAAUAUUCAGAGGCUCACAGACAUGAAGUGACGAUCUGUAACUACGAGGCAGCAGCAAACCCUGCAGAUCAUAAAGUGGAGAGCAUCAUCCCUCAAACCAACUUCAUUUCUUGAAAGCUUCGGAGAGCCGUGAGGUGGAAGAGGAGGAGGAUGAGGAGAGGUUUCAGUGGCGUCUGCUGACUGUCAUUGACACAAGUCAAAAAGUCAAAGAUGAGUUCAACGCUGCGUACUGGCAGGUUGGUCGAGCUCGACCGGGACUGAGCACUGAAUUCUGAAGACCAGAGGCUUCAGAUGUGUCUGGAAGUGCCAAGUUGUCGCUCUGUUUUCUAUGGCAAUAACGAGUGAAGGCUUAAUGUGGGCAAAAAGCUUAAUAAUAAAUGCAUGAAACAUUUGACACCCAGAUAAA